Hirsutella rhossiliensis is the source of this 1269-nucleotide messenger RNA. RefSeq names its product subtilisin-like serine protease. The record is from RefSeq and is a predicted model, not a curated record. Lineage: Eukaryota; Fungi; Ascomycota; Sordariomycetes; Hypocreales; Ophiocordycipitaceae. Bases 1 to 1269 code for a protein of 422 amino acids. The transcript has 2 exons.
AUGGGCACGCCAGGGCCGUCCCUGCUCACCAGCGGCGCCGGAAUGGACAUCUUCUGCGUGCCCAACAAUCCCGACGACUUUGGACGCUUCGCCGGCAUGCUGGCCCAGCGCUACGACGGACUUCACGGGCAUGGGCGUAUUGCCGACUUUGUCAUCAACAACGAAGUCAACAGCAACGACUGGUUCAAUAUUGGCUGCGGCCGGGGCGUACCAUGUGACACGAAUCAAUGGCUCGACCAGAUCGGGUCCAACUACAACGCCGCCUACGACCGCAUCGUCGUCGAGCAGCCGACUGCCAAGGUUCUGACCUCGUUGGACAACUUCUUUGGCAAGGAACUCGACGACGCGGCUCACGGCCGUCUGUCCGGCAUGACAGUACUUGACGGCUUAGCCGCCCGAGCUGGGAACCGCCAAUGGCGGGUUGCCUAUCACGCCUACCCCCCGAACCUAUUCAGUCCCGUCUUUUCCGCAGAUGAUUAUCCCAAGGUCUCUUUCGGUAACAUCGGCAUCCUGCUGGGUUGGUUGAGGCAAAGAUACCCAAGCAACCCGCAUACCUGGACCGUCCAGCUCACCGAGAACGGAAUCAACUCUGGCGACCAGUCCAGCGAGGCGGCCCAGGACACUUCGGUGUGCCAGACAUUCCGCAACGUGCUCGGCACACCUGGCAUUGAAAGUUAUAUAUAUCACCGCAUGCAGGACAAUGCCAACGAGGGCGGCCUCAAGCUCGGUCUCCGCAAGGCCGACGGCUCGGCCAAGUCCGCGUGGGCAACCUGGGCGCUUGCGAACCGCAACGACAUCUCCCCUGCCCGGCUCGCCUGCGGCUUCGAGGACCUGCCCCAUACCGUGCUGCGCAGAGGCUACAACCCCAAACGGGGCCACGUCGCCUCCUCGAGGAUGCUGCCCCCCGGAUUCACCUCCGAGUCGACUUGGCGUCUGUUCCGUGAUGAGCAGCCGGACACGGUCAUGCUUUACGAGUGUAAGCGCAAUUCAAAAAACAAUGGUGCCGCCGCCGCCGACGCCCUGGACGGCGCGCGCGGCGAUGAGCAUGCCUAUGCUAUUGCUGACAGCGCACAGCAGGCUGCCGAUCCAGAAGAUAACGACGGCGCUAAUGAGGACGAGUUUGCGGCCGAAUAUGUCCGAGAUCUUGCCCCAGGCCGGCACGAAGGUGGCGUUCCCGAGCAGGUACGCGCUGCCGAUCCAGACAUAGCCUGUGACGGUCACGGACUGAGCCAGAAGGCUGUGGACUCUAUUACGAAGAUUCUGCUCUGA